UCGAGCCGCACGGUGAACAUGGAGAGCCUUCGGUACAUCUCGUCGCUGGCGGACCCCCGUGUCCAAGGGUGGCCCCUCAUGGACAGCCCGGUCACCUGCCUGACCAUCUUGGCGGCGUACGUCUCGUUCGCCACCACCGUGGGCCCCCACUGGAUGCGGGACCGCAAGCCCUACCAACUCAAACCCCUCAUAAUGGCCUACAAUCUCUUCAACGUGCUGGCCAGUGGAUUCUUCGCCUUCAACCUUCUCAGGCUCACCUAUCUCGGCGGAGGCUACAACUGGGCCUGCCAGACGGUGGACUACUCGGACAGCCCUAACGCGACGACCCUCACUAAGCUCGUCUGGUGGUACCUCCUGCUCAAGAUCGCCGAUCUGCUGGACACUGUCUUCUUCGUUCUUACCAAAAAGCAGAGUCACGUGACAGUUCUUCACGUGGCCCACCACUCGAUGGUAGUCGGGACCGUAUGGAUUGUCCUCAAGUUCGCCUGCGGAGGACAAAACAUUCUGACGGGGGCGCUGAACAGCAUCAUCCACGUCAUCAUGUACUCUUACUACUUCCUGUCGCUCAUGGGACCCUCCGUGCAGAAGUACCUCUGGUGGAAGAGGUACCUCACCCAAGUCCAGCUGAUCCAGUUCGUGGUGCUCGUGGUACACGCCAUCCUGCCGCUGUUCGUGCGAUGCGGUUUCCCCACCUUCUUCAGCUGGCUAUGCAUCGCCGAAUGCGCCUUCUUCUUUCUCAUGUUCGCCCGCUUCUACUGCAGGAGCUACAAGCGCCUAGUCAAAAACUGCUGAGGUAGUAUAACAAUUGGGACCUUCUCCGCGCAAGUGUCCUCGCUUCAGACUUUGCGUGAGACCGCAGGCACGCGUCACAAAGUGGGACUUCUUUUGCUUUCUUCUCGUCGCGCUUCGUCGGGUACGUUACAGGCUGCGAGUAGGAUUGCAUUUGCUUCCUUUUCGACGGGAACUUUUUCUUUUUUUUUAAUACCCGCCGCGUUUUAAAGAAUCGCCGGUAGCGACCUUCUGCGCGUGUUCUAAUACUAGAUGCACGUAAAAACGCCCUGCGAAAAAGAACAAAAAUUUCCGUGACUGCUGUGUAGUUCCAUUGUAUCGCGGUGUCUGAAGGACGCUGUUACCUCGAGACAGAAAGAAAGCAGUUCCACGCGCACGUGUCCAACAUCUUUACUAUCCCGUCAGAUGAGUCUUUCAUGGUUUCGAAGAGCUUCCCCCGUCGGUUUGGGAUGUUUCUCAGGGUAGCGGGAACCGUUCAAGCUUGUGGCAUGCCUUCUCGGGUCCUAGGAAAGCUUAGUACGGUCGAAGCUUGGAUGAUGGUGUGCUUGGUAACGCGAAGCCUGUUUGAGAAUUCAGGGCCUUGGGAUGGUCGGCAUCUCCCCUGGAGAAGUCAGCUGAUCGGUAUCUGAAAUGGGACCACAAAGUACCGCUUACAGCCUUGCUGUAGUCCUUUUUUAAUGCAUGAAUGAUGAAGACUGAGUGAAUGAUAUGUAGUAUGGGUAAGAAUGAAUGUUUUUCUACGUGAGAAGCCAAUUUUUGUAUGCCUGAAACGAGACCCGUUAUUGGGUUCUAGACAUAUUACUUCUUAUUUAUGAUUCGAGUGCUCGCGAUGUCUGUAUAUAGAGCCUCGAAGCAAAUCUUGAAGGUUGUUCAUGUAUUUGUGACUUCGUGAACAACUUUCCUUCUGUCCGAUGUGCGUGUCUCCUUGUACAUAUUGUUUGUUGCAUACAUGCCUUUCUGUUACGAUAUUGUUUCUUUUUAAGAAAACCGAUAAUAAACAUGUUUCUGUUGUUGA
This is a messenger RNA of Ixodes scapularis (black-legged tick), 1804 nucleotides long. RefSeq names its product elongation of very long chain fatty acids protein 4. NCBI's taxonomy places the organism in Eukaryota, Metazoa, Arthropoda, Arachnida, Ixodida, Ixodidae. Gene Ontology annotation, molecular function: fatty acid elongase activity. The transcript has a single exon. The record is from RefSeq and is a predicted model, not a curated record. Gene Ontology annotation, biological process: fatty acid elongation, polyunsaturated fatty acid; very long-chain fatty acid biosynthetic process; sphingolipid biosynthetic process. The coding region runs from base 19 to 792 and encodes 257 amino acids. Gene Ontology annotation, cellular component: endoplasmic reticulum membrane.